AUGGCUACUUUGGAUUUGCUUUCUGGUCAAGUAACCGCUACGAAAUCAGUAAACGGAAACAUGUUGCUCGUCAAGCGAAUCCACGGACUGAUAAACGCAGUGAGUUGGGGAAUUCUAAUGCCUAUUGGAGAUAUGGCUGCAAGAUACAUGAAGACCUACGAAAAGAGCAUCAUUAAUGGGAUCUUUGUUGCACUUGUAGGUGCGCUCUUAGCUUUUCUACCGAAAGCUAUACUUCCACGUAGCUCCUCCAAGGUCUAUACUCCAUUCUUGGCUGAUCCCUUCAAGAACAUCACCUUCGGAGCUUACGACACUUUAACCCUCCUCGUCUUGGUCAUGUGGGCAGCUAUGCUCUUGGCUCCUCGUAGGAACAGAGGUAGGAGAUUAGGUUGA
Molecule: messenger RNA, 390 nt
Organism: Arabis nemorensis
Lineage: Eukaryota; Viridiplantae; Streptophyta; Magnoliopsida; Brassicales; Brassicaceae
Source: the annotation of a GenBank genome assembly